Molecule: messenger RNA, 450 nt
Organism: Trichoplax adhaerens
Lineage: Eukaryota; Metazoa; Placozoa; Uniplacotomia; Trichoplacea; Trichoplacidae
Exons: 4
Cellular component (GO): nucleus
Molecular function (GO): nucleic acid binding; exonuclease activity
Source: RefSeq, a predicted model, not a curated record
ACAAAUACCGGUGAUUCCAUUGCAAGAGUGGCCCUAGUCGAUGAGUAUUACAACGUUAUCGUAGAUACAUAUGUGCUACCGGAUGAUCCGAUCAUUGAUUAUAGGACAAGGUACAGUGGCAUAACUUCAGACGACCUCAUUGGUGUUAAAAUUCGAUUAAACGACGUACAUGAACUAUUAAAAGCUGCACUUCCUAAAGACGCUAUUUUGGUUGGCCACUCUUUAGAAAACGAUUUGCGUGCAAUGCGGAUGAUCUGGAAUAACAUAAUCGACACAUCGGUACAAUUUUCUAAUCCUAAGAGCCCAACAAGCAAGCCAAGUUUAAAAUUUCUUGCUUCAGAGUACCUUCAAUGCCAAAUUCAGGAAAACGAGAAUGGCCAUUCUCCGGUAGAAGAUGCUAUUACCUGUAUGAAGUUGAUUCAUUUACGAAUUGCUAAAGGCAUGUUAUAA